Pogoniulus pusillus (Red-fronted tinkerbird) is the source of this 1101-nucleotide messenger RNA. Its product is annotated as glutathione S-transferase 2-like. The transcript has 8 exons. Gene Ontology annotation, molecular function: glutathione transferase activity. Gene Ontology annotation, biological process: glutathione metabolic process. The coding region runs from base 345 to 1061 and encodes 238 amino acids. Lineage: Eukaryota; Metazoa; Chordata; Aves; Piciformes; Lybiidae. The record is from RefSeq and is a predicted model, not a curated record.
GCGUGUGGGGAGGGCGGAAUAACCCCCCCGGCACCGGGGGCUGGCCCCGGAGCUUGGCUCUGCGGAGAAGGAGGUCUCCAAGGAAGUGAGGAGGCUGCAUCCUGACCAGGGGGUCUCCGCCGUGGGCUGGCUUCGGAGGCAGGAGUGUCCCCAGAGUGCCCCAAGUGCCAUGAGCCUGUGCGACAAGUGACAGCCCCAGCGCUGUGCCCGGUGCUGGCAGGACGCCCUGGCACCCUGGCGCGCACCCACGGGAGAAGGGGGAGCAUGCUCCAGGGGUGCUUGGCCCCUCCCUUCCUGUCGCUGCUCCACUCCGUGUCCCCGCGCAGCCCGAGCUCGGUGCCACCAUGGUGCUCACGCUGGGCUACUGGGACAUCCGUGGGCUGGCACACGGCAUCCGGCUGCUGCUGGAGUACACCGGGACCCCCUACCAGGAGAAGCGCUACGUCUUCGGGCCAGCUCCUGACUUUGACUGGACUGACUGGACCAAGGAGAAGCAGAAACUGGGACUUGACUUCCCCAACCUGCCGUACCUCAUCGAUGGCCCCAUCAAGCUGACCCAGAGCAAUGCCAUCCUGCGCUACAUCGCCCGCAAGCACAACAUGUGUGGUGAGACAGAGCAGGAGAAGGCUUACGUGGACAUGCUGGAGAACCACUUCAUGGACUUCCAGAUGCGCAUUGGUGACCUGUGCUACAGCCCUGACUUUGAGAAGCUGAAGCCUGCGUACCUGGAGCAGCUGGCAGGGAAGCUGCAGGAGCUGUCGCGGUUCCUGGGCUCCCGCAAGUGGUUCGUGGGGGACAAGCUCACCUACGUGGACUUUGUGGCAUACGAUGUGCUGGACCAGCACCGAGUCCUUGCCCCGGAGUGCCCUGAGCUGCAGGGCGGCAACCUGGGCCAGUUCCUGCAGCGCUUCGAGGCGCUGGAGCGGAUCUCUGCCUACCUGCGCUCCGGACGCUUCCUUCGCUUCCCCUUUUUCGGGCCCACGGCCAAGUGGUGCCACACCAAGGACUGGGCAGGGUGCCCGCCCCCCCCCGCCCCCCCAGCUCCUUCUCCUGCACAAUAAAAGCUGAAGGGGGGAGCAGCUUUGCCCCCUUCUCUGGCUG